This is a messenger RNA of Oncorhynchus tshawytscha (Chinook salmon), 2258 nucleotides long. RefSeq names its product prolyl 4-hydroxylase subunit alpha-2-like. Gene Ontology annotation, biological process: peptidyl-proline hydroxylation to 4-hydroxy-L-proline. Bases 418 to 2070 code for a protein of 550 amino acids. The transcript has 13 exons. Gene Ontology annotation, cellular component: endoplasmic reticulum. Gene Ontology annotation, molecular function: iron ion binding; protein binding; L-ascorbic acid binding. The record is from RefSeq and is a predicted model, not a curated record. Lineage: Eukaryota; Metazoa; Chordata; Actinopteri; Salmoniformes; Salmonidae.
AGAGAUAGACAAUGUAGCUAGCAUGCUCUUACUAGUGCCAUAAUCUGUGGCCUUAAACUGUACAGUAGGUUACUCAAUUGAGAUUAGUGCGAAUGAAAAGAUCCUCUAUUUGCCAUGACUGUGCUUUAUGAAAACUGUAGGUGCAGGUGACUCGAGAUGUAAGGGUUUGACCAGACUCGUUGACGUGGACAUGUUUGGCUUCUAGACUGACUUUGGAGUAGUCUUUCAGAACGUAGUCGUUGUGUUUUACCACAUCAUUUCUGCGUUGGACUCUCGUCUUGGAAUCUGAGAAGAAUACGAUUGUAUUUGCUGGUUCAACAUCAACAUUGGGUAUUCCUUAAUGUAUAUAUAACAUAUACAUUGGGUAUAUUUGGAGUUUUACUAAAAUAGGGCUAGAGCUGUGCGACUGGCCAGGAAAUGGAAUCCAAUUGUCUUCGACGUGUGAUUUUAUUAUUGCUGAUAGGCUGGACUUUCUGUGCUGAAGAGACUGAGUUCUACUCCUCUACAGAUCACAUGAUGGAACUGCUUGUCAUUGAGCGGAGCCUCAUCCAGAGCCUCAGAGAUUUCAUCACAGCACAGAAACAAUGCAUAGACGGAUUUAACAGUGUUGUUGAAGCCUGUGAAAAUGCCUCUGGAGACUUCCCAGAGUGUCUGGAAAAAUACAUCAGCAACCCUUUCACUGCAUUCAAGCUGGUGCGAAGACUGAGGAUGGAACGGAACAUGGUGGAACAAGUUACCGAGACAUGUUCUUCAUAUAUUGCAGAUUUCCUGGCUAAUGUAUCAUUGGUCUCCCAGCGGCUCCCCAGUGAGAAGGACAUGGAUGGGGUUGCACUGGGUCUUAUACGUCUACAGGACAUAUACAGACAACUGCAAAUCAUUACAGUGGAUGUGUCAGGACAGGUAAAUGUGACUCCCUUGGAUCCAGAUGACUCCUUCCACGUUGCCAUGGUGGCCCUACAGAACCACAAGUUCCAGUAUGCCCUGCUCUGGCUCCAGGAGACCUUCAGGCAGCUGGAGGAUGGCAUCCCAGCCCUGGUGACCAGGAGAGAGGUUCUGACCUACCUGGGUCCCCUAGCCUUUCAGAUGGGUAACCUGCCUCUAGCAUUGGAGCUAACGCAACAGUUGCAGGAAAUGGACCCCAGUUGCAUGCAGACCAAGGUGCACCUGGCCUACUACAGAACCCUGAGAGAGAGCAUCCGGUGUGGGAGCCAGACACAAACACCCUCAUUGCCCUCAGAUGCACCAGUGGACAUCUUAACACUAAUCAAACCAGCAAGCGAAACCUCAUACGAAUCUCUUUGCAGAGGGGAGGGCAUCAAAAUGACCCCGAGGAGACAGAGGACAUUGCGGUGCAGGUACAGCACUGGUAGAGGCAACCCUCGACUCAUCUAUGCCCCUAUAAAAGAGGAGCAGGAAUGGGACCAUCCACUAAUAAUACGCUAUCAUGACCUUGUAUCUGAAAGGGAGAUUGAGACCAUAAAACACCUAUCCCGAUCAAAGCUUGACAGAGCAAAGGUGUCAGACCAUGUGACAGGGGAAAGAUUUUCAGCUGAAACCCGUGUGGCUAAAAGUGCAUGGCUGGCUGACGAGGACAACCCUGUCAUCUCCCGUGUUACCCAGAGAAUGGCUGACCUGACUGGGCUGGACAUGGAGGCAGCAGAGAUGCUCCAGGUUGCAAAUUAUGGGAUUGGGGGCCAAUAUGAACCACACUUCGACAACAAGCUGACCAAUGACACAGACUACAUGACGAGGGGUGGCAGGAUCGCAACGAUCUUAAUCUAUAUGAGUGAUGUGGAAGUGGGUGGAUCGACUGUGUUCCCUGAUAUAGGAGCUGCUCUACGACCGUACAAGUUGCCAAUAAAUGGGUGCGGGCCCACGGACAGGAGUUCAGGAGAAGAUGCUCUUUGUCCCAGAUGGACUGAGACUGGAGCCAGGAUGGAUUCUCCCCUCAGUUUACCUACACAUUCCUGCACAUUUCCCCAUUGUUACUCUCCUUGGCCUCAGCUGGGCCAUCUGGGGGAGGGACUCACUGAAUCACACAAAAGCACCUUUCAAGUGUUUGUGCAGUGAAGCAGGACAAGAUGUCAACAAUACCAAGCUGACAUUUGAACUGUGUGGCAUUUUUUUUUUACAGUGAUUGUCGAAAAUGAUAUUGUUAGCGGGUAGUCCAUAGAGUAGUUUGCGUGAUUGAUUAGAUCCGCAUGAUCAAUUUAAAAUACAUUGUAGAAGACAGAGUAAUAAAAUAUUUGGACCAAGAA